CAUUUCAUUGACAGUCUCUCUCUCUGCUUUUCUCGUCACUCUGCUAGGGUUUCAGAGACGCCGCUUCUUUUUGUUCCUCUCAAAUCGAUCGCUCACUCGCUGUGUUUCUCAGAGUCAACUCACCAACUCGGUAUUUUAAUGGCCGCGGAAGUCACCCAAAUCCUUUUAAAUGCACAAGCAGUGGAUGGCACUGUCCGGAAGCAAGCAGAAGAAAACCUAAAACAAUAUCAGGAGCAAAAUCUUCCUGGCUUUUUACUUGCCCUUGCUGGGGAAUUGGCUAAUGACGAGAAGCCUGUUGAGAGUCGUAAAUUAGCAGGUUUGAUCCUCAAAAAUGCAUUGGAUGCCAAAGAACAACAUCGGAAGUUUGAGCUCGUACAACGAUGGUUGUCGUUGGACCCCUCUGCGAAAGCCCAGAUUAAAUCAUUCUUACUAAAGACUCUCUCUUCUCCUGCACAUGAUGCACGGUCAACAGUGUCUCAAGUCAUUGCGAAGGUAGCAGGCAUUGAGUUGCCCCAUAAGCAAUGGCCUGAGCUAGUUGGAGCUCUUUUGUCAAAUAUUCAUCAGCUUCCAGCUCACACCAAGCAGGCCACCCUUGAAACUCUUGGGUAUAUCUGUGAAGAAGUUUCCUCGGAUGUGGUAGAUCAGGAUCAUGUAAAUAAGAUACUUACAGCUGUAGUUCAGGGUAUGAGCAAUUCUGAGAGUAACAAUGAUGUAAGGCUUGCUGCUACACGAGCAUUGUAUAACGCUCUUGGUUUUGCUCAGGCAAAUUUCUCAAAUGACAUGGAACGUGACUACAUCAUGAGAGUUGUCUGCGAGGCUACUCUUUCUCCUGAAGUGAAGAUUAGACAGGCAGCUUUUGAGUGUUUGGUUGCCAUUUCGUCAACCUACUACGAGAAACUGGCUCCGUACAUUCAGGAUAUAUUCAACAUCACGGCAAAGGCUGUGAGGGAAGAUGAGGAGCCAGUAGCUCUACAAGCAAUUGAGUUCUGGAGUUCAAUAUGUGAUGAGGAAAUAGAUAUAUUAGAAGAAUAUGGAGGUGAUUUCAGUGGGGAUUCUGAUGUUCCUUGCUUUUACUUUAUUAAGCAAGCUCUCCCUGUUCUAGUUCCCAUGUUAUUGGAGAUGCUACUUAAGCAGGAAGAGGAUCAGGAUCAGGACGAAGGGGCAUGGAAUAUUGCAAUGGCUGGAGGCACAUGCUUGGGUUUGGUUGCUCGGACAGUUGGAGAUGAUGUUGUCCCGCUUGUUAUGCCAUUUGUUGAAGAAAACAUAACAAAACCAGAUUGGAGGCAGAGAGAGGCUGCAACCUAUGCAUUUGGUUCCAUUCUGGAAGGUCCAUCUCCUGAGAAACUUAUACCUCUUGUUAACAUCGCUCUGAACUUCAUGCUUACUGCCCUUGUGAAAGAUCCAAAUAACCAUGUGAAAGACACUACCGCAUGGACUCUUGGAAGAAUGUUUGAAUUUCUGCAUGGGUCAACUUUGGAAACACCUAUAAUUACGCAAGCUAAUUGCCAACAGAUCAUUACUGUUCUGCUUCAGAGCAUGAAAGAUGUUCCAAAUGUUGCCGAGAAAGCCUGUGGUGCUCUUUAUUUCCUGGCCCAAGGUUAUGAGGAUGCAGGAUCAUCAUCUUCUCCUCUAACUCCCUUUUUCCAGGAAAUUGUUCAGGCUCUUCUUACUGCGACUCACCGGGAAGAUGCUGGAGAAUCACGCCUCCGAACAGCAGCUUAUGAAACUUUGAACGAAGUUGUAAGGUGUUCUACUGACGAAACAGCACCAAUGGUGAUGCAACUAGUUCCAGUUAUUAUGAUGGAGCUCCACCAAACUCUCGAGGGACAAAAACUCUCAUCUGAUGAGAGGGAGAAGCAAAAUGAAAUACAAGGCCUUCUUUGCGGUUGUUUGCAGGUCAUCAUACAGAAGCUAGGUUCAUCUGAGCAAACAAAGUAUGUCUUCAUGCAGUACGCAGACCAGAUGAUGGGCCUCUUCUUAAGAGUAUUUGCUGUUCGAAGUGCCACGGCUCAUGAGGAGGCUAUGCUUGUCAUUGGUGCUCUUGCUUAUGUAACAGGUGCAGAUUUUGCAAAAUACAUGCCAGAGUUUUACAAGUUUUUGGAAAUGGGUCUCCAAAAUUUCGAGGAUUACCAGGUUUGUGCCAUCACAGUAGGGGUGGUGGGGGAUAUAUGCAGGGCUCUGGAGGAAAAGAUAUUGCCUUAUUGUGAUGGGAUUAUGACCCAACUCCUCAAGGAUUUGUCAAGCAAUCAGUUGCACAGAUCUGUGAAGCCUCCAAUUUUUUCAUGCUUUGGCGACAUUGCUUUGGCAAUUGGUGAAAGUUUUGAGAAGUACUUGAUGUAUGCUAUGCCCAUGCUUCAAAGUGCAGCUGAGCUAUCAGUCCAUACAUCAGGUGUUGAUGAAGAUAUGAUGGAGUAUACCAAUUCUUUGAGAAAUGGAAUCUUGGAGGCAUACUCGGGUAUCUUUCAAGGUUUCAAGGGUUCUCCGAAGACCCAACUAUUGAUGCCCUAUGCACCUCAUAUUCUUCAGUUCGUAGAUAGUUUGUACAUGGAGAAGGACAUGGAUGAGGUGGUGACCAAGACAGCAAUCGGGGUUCUUGGAGAUCUAGCAGAUACCCUGGGUAGUAAUGCAGGUCCCUUGAUUCAGCAAUCUGUGUCAAGCAAAGAAUUUCUAAAUGAAUGUUUAUCCGCAGAAGAUCAUAUGAUUAAGGAAUCUGCUGAAUGGGCCAAGUUGGCCAUCAGUAAAGCAAUUUCUUUUUGAGGCGAACUGCUACCGCAUAUAUUCUAGUACUUGCAUGCAUUUGGGUGUGUCGAGUUGGGUCUUGGAUUUGCAUACCCUGAGUCAGGUCAUCACCAUUUUUGGGCACGAGUGUCUCGGUUGUUUGGCUGUCAGUAUUUCACAUCGGCAGGAUGGAGUCUUUCCCUUUCAAUUUUUUCAUUUUAUUGUUUUCCUUUUCCAUGGAAGCAGUUGGCAGUGAUGACUUCAUAUCUAUCUGCUAACGUGCAUGAAAUAGUUGGACGUUUACAUAUGGGAAGAAAUGGAACAACUAGAGUUGGGAGGAUUGAGAUAGGAUAGAUCCCCAUCACACCCUGCCGGUGUUGUCUACAAUGGGUCGCCAAUAGCAACAAUUUAUGAAGUGAAUGGUGCUGAAGUUUUGGUUUAGGAAUUGGGGCACUUUUAGCAGCAGUGGUAAAAACCACAUUCCCCCACCCCCCUUUUCUUUUUCUUUGUUUCUUUUCUUUUCUCCAAAAUUCGGAGUCUUAAAAAGUACUGCAUUGUUACAUGUCAACAAUUGUCACAGUUCUUCUCUUGCCAUAUGUACUCAUUCUGUAUACUUUGUGAUCGGUGAGAAUCACAUAAUGUUAGGGUGUUCAAAUCAUGCAUUUAUCAUAUUUAAUCAUUAUUAUAUUUAACAUAGACGUUCAUUC
Messenger RNA from Pistacia vera, 3425 nucleotides. RefSeq names its product importin subunit beta-1-like. The record is from RefSeq and is a predicted model, not a curated record. Gene Ontology annotation, cellular component: nucleus; cytoplasm. Gene Ontology annotation, molecular function: nuclear import signal receptor activity; small GTPase binding. The coding region runs from base 139 to 2757 and encodes 872 amino acids. Gene Ontology annotation, biological process: protein import into nucleus. Lineage: Eukaryota; Viridiplantae; Streptophyta; Magnoliopsida; Sapindales; Anacardiaceae. The transcript has 3 exons.